AUGUCUCUCUCGCAGUAUAUCGAUCUAUCACAGCAAAGUCUGGUUUUGUCUGCUGCGACAAUUGCCUUCAAUCCACUCUUCUGGAAGUCUGUCUGUCAAUACUACCCCCGCUCUGCCCCUCCACACAUCUCUCAACUGAGAGCUUUGCAGUGGGAAACUGACAUAUUGUGCGCCACCUUGCUAGAGUACAACAACCAUUUCUUGACUAAGAUAUUCGGCAAUAAAUAUAAUGGCUGCUACUUCCUAGCCGUCACCAUCUUCUCGCUAGGUAUAAUUCGUGAUCACCUCUACAAUGACGCCCUCAAAAACCAGCCAUACUUUGCGCCUGUCCACCAGCAGUACCUUGCCUACGGCCUCUUCGCCACAGGCAAUGUGCUGGUCCUGUCCAGCAUGUGGGCGCUUGGUAUCACGGGAACGUACCUCGGUGACUACUUUGGCAUCCUCAUGGACGCACCGGUGACUGGGUUCCCGUUCAAUAUCACCAGUGCCCCAAUGUACUGGGGUAGCACCAUGAGUUUCUUAGCAGUUGCCCUGUACCAUGGAAAGCCCGCUGGCCUGCUGCUCACCGCCGAAGUUUUCAUCUGCUAUAAGAUUGCCUGCCUAUGGGAAGAGCCUUUCACGGUUGAGAUCUAUAGCAAGCGUGACAGAGAAAGAUCUGCGUCGAAAAAGGCUGGAAAGGCCGCGUAA
This is a messenger RNA of Microsporum canis CBS 113480, 687 nucleotides long. RefSeq names its product methylene-fatty-acyl-phospholipid synthase. The transcript is spliced from 4 exons. Gene Ontology annotation, molecular function: S-adenosylmethionine-dependent methyltransferase activity. The record is from RefSeq and is a predicted model, not a curated record. Gene Ontology annotation, biological process: phosphatidylcholine biosynthetic process. NCBI's taxonomy places the organism in Eukaryota, Fungi, Ascomycota, Eurotiomycetes, Onygenales, Arthrodermataceae. Bases 1 to 687 code for a protein of 228 amino acids.